UGUCCGGAGGAGGGGUUGGGUUGGGGUGUGGUCGUGGUGACGACCGUGAUGGAGGGGUUGUCCCCUUCGAGUGUGGUGACGCGGUCGGAUAUGGAUGACACAGUGGCCUUUAUGUCGUCCAGAGAGGUUUGGAAGGUGUUGAGUGCGUGGAGGAUGGUGGAGAGGUCGGAGGUGGCGGUGUUUGCUGGUGGUUGUUCGCCUGCGAGGUUGCGAGCGAUGCUAUCGACCGAGUCAGUGCGGAUGUCAGACAUGUUGAUGGAGGAUGCGGCCAUGUCAGGGGAAGAGGGGGUGGAGGACGCGGCCGGAACGGAUGUGGAGAAUGCAGCAGCAGCGGUGGCGGCGGCAGCGGCGCGUUGGGAGUUCUUGGUGGUGAAAGAUGGGGGGUCGCUAGAAGUGGACUCGGUGUCGGGGUCGGGUGUGGAGAACUCAUCUGACAUCAUGGUGGUGACCCCGUCAAAUGUGGCCACUCUCCUCUUAUCCGAUAUCAGUCAUGCUUUUGGCAAUGCAUUCUGGGAAGGAGUUGUGCAAGGCCCAUUAUCACUCGCGGACUGGUGCAGAGGCGGCUUGUCUAGUGAAACUUCAAACACAGGCGAUGCAGGUGCUUCAAGCAGUGCGGAUCAAGUCGGAAGGGGCACACCUGGAGGAGAGAGCAUAACCGGUUCCCGCGGAGUUGGAAGCGCAACAAGUACCAUGACUGGGUCUACUCCCGAACCCGUCACUCCACCUCAGUUGGGAUCGGCCUUUGUCUCAUCGCCAGCAGGAUCCAGUGUGAGCUCUGUGGCGGGUGGUGUGGCUAAUCCAGCUGCUGUUCCCCAGGGCGGGCCAGGACGAGGGAAAGGUGUGGGAUCAUCCUCUGCCAAAGCAGUGCCACGUCAGCAGUGCCAUGUCAGCAGUGCCAUGUCAGCAGUGCCAUGUCAGCAGUGCCACGUCAGCAAUAGUGCCAUGUCAGCAGUGCCACGUCAGCAGUGCCACGUCCGCAGUGCCAUGUCAGCAGUGCCAUGUCAUCAGUGCCACAUCAGCAAGAGUGCCACGUCAGCAGUGCCACGUAAGCAGUGCCACAUCUGUUUGAGCCACCUGGCAACCGUCCACGGCGUCGACGUCGCAGACCUGAAAGAUAAGAUCUCUUGGGAAGAGUUAACACGACUAUGGAAGAAGCGGUUCAUCGUGGACGACGCCCCGACGCUCGCCAUCAACCGCCUCUUCGCUAUGACGCAAGGCAACACAGCAACACACGACUGGCUCACGGAAUGGCAAAAGAUCGCGGCGACGCCGGAUCUCGAAUUGCCAUUUUCGCAUCUGCGCCGAGAGUUCUACAACCGGUCAUGUGCCACCUUUUUGGCACUUGGUGAUCGCGAGCAAUUCGCAACCUUCGCUGAAAUCAUCGACAAGGCAAGGGAGAUCAUCAAGACCAAUAGGGCAGCUGCACAUGAGAAAUCAGCAUGGCAGCCAACCUAUGUGGAGAAGGUGAAAACUGGUCCGCGGCCGCAGCAUGUCGUUGCAGUCCAAUCGGACAACAUUGUGGAAGACUCGGCAACCACGCAAGCGUCACGUGAGGGAGAUCAGGUGGCUGCUGUCCAACCGCGAAGCAACAACAAGUCCCGAGGAAACGGGAAGGCGAAAACCGCAUCGCUGGUUGGAAACGGACAGCCAACACCAUGGGUCAAGUUUCACUUGACCGAGGCGGAAUACAAGUGGCGUGGCCGCUACGUACCAACUCCGUUGAUGGACGCCGGAGUAGAGGUUGUCGACCUUCAGAAGAUCGACCGCGAGUUCAAGACACAACGGUACGACGACAUCGACGCACCGUUGUUAUAUGUACGCAUUCAGAUCGGAGAGGCGACCUGCAACGCUUUGAUCAAUUGCGGAGCAUCUCGCAACUACAUGAGCCAGGACUUUAUGGUACGCGUCGGCCUUGGCCCACGCGUUCGGAGGAAGUCCCAGCCUACGCAAGUCACGUUGGCAGACGGUCACACGCACAAGUCAAUUGACCGGUGCAUAGAUGACGUCCCCGUGUACUUUGCCCCACAUGCAAGCGAGGCGGUGUCCUUCGAUAUCUUGGACACCAAAUUCGACAUGAUCUUGGGCAUGUCAUGGCUGCAAAGAGAGGAUCACCCGGUGAACUUCUACCGCCGCUCCGUUCACGUUCGUGAUCGGAACGGAGUACUAGUCCCAUGCACGGUGGCUCCUCCUCACCCUUCGAUCAACUGCCACGUGGUGUCCGCCGCAAGCAUGCGAGCUUCCAUCAUCAGAGACGACAUCGAGGAGAUGGGGGUGUGUUUUCUCCACGCCCUCCCGCCCCAUGACGCUUCAUCGACGGACUCAUCUUCGGACCCACGCAUCACCGAGCUUCUCGACGCCUACGGAGACGUGUUCGAAAGCCCGCACGGAGUAGUAUCGGAUCCGCCCAUCCGCCACGAGAUCAUCCUCGAGGACGGGGCUGUACCUCCGCGCUGGAUUCGGCCUAGCUCAUCGGCAUAUGGUGCUCCCGUUCUCUUCGUCCGGAAGAAGAACAAGGAUUUGCGGUUGUGGAUCGAUUAUCUCAAGCUCAAUGCGCAAACGAUCAGAAACGUCGGCCCUCUUCCACGCAUCGACGACCUUCUCGAACGGAUGGGCGGCGCCAAGUUCUUCUCCAAGCCUGACCUCAAAUCGGGAUAUCACCAACUCGAGAUUCGGCAGGAGGACAGCUACAAGAUCGCGUUUAAGACGCGAUAUGGGCAUUUCGAAUGGCUGGUUGUGCCAUUUGGCCUUACGAAUGCCCCGGCCACUUUCCAAGCGGCUAUGACAACGGAGUUCCGACACAUGCUGAAUCGAUUCGUACUUAUCUACCUCGACAACAUCCUGGUGUACAGCCGGAGUUUGGACGAGCAUGUGGAACACCUGCGCAUCGUUUUGGAGCGGCUACGACAAGCCAAGUACAAAGCCAACUGCGACAAAUGCGAAUUCGCGCGGCAGGAGCUGGAGUACUUGGGACAUUAUGUGACGCCGCAAGGCAUCUGUCCGCUUGCGGACAAGAUAGAGCCCCUCCGCCUAUGGCCCGAGACGCUGCAAGGCAUCUGUCCGCUUGCGGACAAGAUAGAGCCCCUCCGCGCUAUUUCUGGCCUGUUCCCACGACAGCCUCAAGCAGGAGCUGCAGCAGCAGCCCCUGACUCCCUGCGGCAUUGGCAAGAGCAGCCUUCUGGACUGCCUCGCCCUGCAGUCAGGAGGCAGGCCAAGAAGUACAUAGGGAGUUCCCAUGCACUUCACGGAUACCAGGAAGACUCGCUAAAGACAUCACCAGGCACGCUCAGAUUCUGGGAAAAGGCACCACUUGAGCCCUAUGCUCCCCCAAAGCCGGUGAUUUACUAUGUCCUCUGCCAGGCUUUGGAGCCACUUCUUGUAGCAACAGGAGAGUUCUUCCACGAGUUAAGUACAGUUUAUGAGACUUGUAGGCUUGGAACCCACCUACCAGCACAAUUGGCAAGUGGCAUGCAGAAAGUUGGUGUCACCUGCCCACCUGGAGUUGUGGCAGUACCCGUGCAGCGCUCAGGAGAGGAGAGCGAUAACGAGAGUGUCCUCACCCCUCCAACCUAUGGGUCGAGCUUUGGAGCUAUAGCUGUUAUGGAAAGAUUCAAUAAAGAGGAAUACAGGGAAUCGCUGCGCAACGUCUGCAACUGCCUACAGCUCUCUACCGUCUCAGCUACGCCAAAGCGAGACCACGAACAUGACCCUUGUGUGGUUGUCUAUGUGGUAUGCCCUUCCACUGAACCAGAUGUUAUCCUCGAUACGACAAUUGAUGUCUGCCAGUACCUAGCUCAUGUUGAGUGGCUGGAGCCCAUGCAACUCUUAAGUGCUUCUAGGAUAGGGCGGAAGUCACCGUCAUCUGUCGCGGAAGAGAUGGCCAAAGGUCGUAAGGACUGCCUUCCUCUGGCAUCAUCUUCAGGAGUCUCCUCGGCACGAGUUGCUGUCCAAAUGCUCACUGUCGAGGUGGUCAUGAGGUGUGGAACACCAUGUGCCGGAACUCUUGAUACAAUGAAGGAGGUUGCAUUUUCUGUAUACACCAAAGCAAGAAGGCAGCCAAGAAGGCUCCCAGCCAAGUUUCAAGGAGUGUCAUCAUUUUUCUACAGAAAUUUUCAGCUACAGUCUCGAGCAUCUCAACAGAAGCUGAUGUCUUCACUGGGAGGGUGUUCAAUGGGUAUGCAGCAGCAGCCUGCACAGCCCCAGGGGCAGCAGCAGGUCAGUCAACAUCGAAUCCCAACUUCAUCAGCUGUGAAACAGCAUGUUACCAGCACAGGUCAGUCACUCCAGGGGAUACAGCCUUCUGGUCAGCUGUUUUCUUGCUCUGGGCCUGCGAUGACCGGUUCUACGUCUGUCUGGAAAGACUGUGGUUCCCGGUCUGGCCUGAGUGAGGAGCGGUUCGGUGGUGUGAAUAGUUGUGAAGCAUCUGAAGACCAGGGAGGUAGGGACCGGUCUGGAGACACUGACUGGAAAGGUGUUGUGCCACCACGCCGGCUGGGAAUUGCAGCGGAGGAAUUCUCUAGACUUCCUGCAGUUGAUAAGGGUACACUGCAAACGCAGGUUGAAUGCAAAGGAAGCUUGAGGCUUCUGUAUGAACCACUCUUUAUCCUAGCAGAAUCUGGUACGACAGCGCUUGGGCUAGUGAGACCUAGUGUGGCUGCAGGUUUAAACAGGGAAGCAGGAAGGGGUAGUAGAGGACUGCCAGACUCUUCAGAGGGGCUCCUUACUGCAGACGGACCAGGAGAAGGAGCUGGUGCGUCUGGCGGAGCAGACACACCUGGGCGGCAAGGAGGUGACCUGACCAGUACUGCAAUACCAACGCCAAAUAUGCAUUGCUGCUACAAGUGGACCGAUAGUGGACGAUGGCUUGUAUCUGUCUGGACAGAUGUCAGAGGUGAGCUUCUGGAUGUCCUUGUGCUGCCCGUGGAGGCAGGUCUGGUGGCCGUGGAGGAUGACGGAGAAGGCUUCUUCUCCACUGACUUUUCAGUUGGUGCUGGGAGGAAUCCGGAUCACAGGUCAUUUCACAGAAAAAUUCUACAUAUGGAUCAGGAGAAGAGGACCCAGCAGUUGUGUAUGCUCUUCAGGCUUUUGCUUGAACAGGGACUUGAGCUCCUGGCUAUGGCAGAUGAAGCUGGUGGGAAGAAACCACGAGAUAUCGUCAUUUCCAAGAUUGGUUACAUGAUGACUGAGGAGAGAGAUGGUUGGGAGUCGGCAAUCUGUGGACUCGGGGAUGAUGAAGGAUGGCCCCUUAAGCGAGUGAUUACUCAAAAAGACAGUCUAGUUGAUGGAGCAUCAACCGCUGGGAACCAGGCUGGCACAGUGCGGGUGAGGCACCAGAAAGGCAGAGGAAGUGGAAUGGAGGUUCCUGCCUCAGCAUUAGAUCAGGGUGUGGGGCAUAACCGUACUCAAAUGUAUGUGUCAUCAGUGGCCGCGGCAUCUGUUAGCACUAUUCGCAAUCGGGGUAUGUCUGGUGUAAGCUGGGGUGCUGUGGAUCGUCCAGGUCACUCCGGCACCACAUCCAUGUCAACAGCAACUCAUUCAAGCAUGGGGAGCGGGCGACCAGGGAGUUCAGUUGGGACUUCGGGAGCCAAUUCAUCGGGUCCAGCCGGCAAUUCCCCCCAGGAUCCCCAAGAGAAGAAGGGCAGAUUGAAAUGGGUUCAAUCCAUUAGCCUGGUCUCUUUCUGUGUCGAAAGGUCCAUGCAAGUGGUAUGGUCAAGUGAAGCUGGAUCUGGAACUGGAGCCAGCAUUCCCACUGCUUCGCAGUUGCGGUCAUCAGCAAUCAAUGCAGGUCAGGCCAUUGCAUCAAUUGGAAUAACACCAGUCAAGUCUCUUGCUCAGGGGGCAUACUUAAUGGUUCCUUCUCAUUCGCUGCAUUUUCUUGCGCCCCGUGCUCAGGCGAUGUCGUCCGUGCCAGGCGCAUUCAAUGAACCCUGGGGACGGCAAGCAAGCUCAGCUGUUCCAGCAGCAUCUGCUCUUGUCAUUUCCAGUGUGAGCAGCAGCCCGUUGUCAAAUCCAAUGUCGAAAGGAGCAACAGAAGAAUGGCCCCUAAAUUUAAGAGUGUCUUUAAUGUCGCAUCAUGUGCCAGCUGUUGAUCCCCUGUUGCCGGAUUCGCCUGGGAUUACUGGUAGGGCGGGUACGAGGUUUGCUGCAACUGCGACUACAGCUGUUGGUGCCGAUCCCGGGAUGUCCAUGGGCGGCGGUAGUAGCACCGAUGGCCUCGGAAAGGCCAGCACAAGGGGAAUUGUCAGAAGCAAGGGUGAAGAGGAGUUGGGCGACGUUAGAGCUGAGCAAGAUUCUGUCAUGAAGCUGGAGGCAAGGCAACUUGUCGAAGCCAUCGCAGCGGACAUGUAUGCUUUGUCUUGGCUAACGCUCAGCCCGAUUUUUCCAAGCCGGAGAUCAGUCCUUCCCAUCCAUGGCGCCAUUGCACAAAGGUUGGCGAGGAUUUUGACGUACAUGGACGAGGAGUAUAACCCUCCCAAGCAGCAAACGUGAAGUAUGCCUGUAAGUGAUGUUUGAGCUUUGAAGGCUGUCGUUCCCUUGCCAGUCCAUAUCUGUCGUUUUUACCAAGUGCCGUAGAGACGAAAAGCUUACUUAAAGGUGACUUCAAUGCAGGUUACGCUUGAUAAAACCCCAUGGUCAUUGCUAAUGGGUGAAAAUUCACCGCGUCUACUCCCCCAACUUGUAAGAAAGAAGGAGACCCUGAGUGGAAAUAAGGCGUGCUAGUCAGGGGGUUGUAGAACUUUGUGUGCUGUCUGUACAAGCAAGAAAAUAUCUUUGCAAAGCAUUGGUGACUGUAUGCUCUUGGGAAGAACGGCGUGGCAAUUGCGGAGGAAGAUGAUCAAGUUCUCCUCUGGUAUUUCUGGUUGCAGCUGUGCGAAUCCUCCUUUCCGUGAUUGCUUAAGUCAUUGGAGCAUCAAAGCACAGCUUUGAGUUAUUCAUUUGUGUCGGAGACAUGCAUCCUUAGGCGCCCAGCCUACUUCUGCAGCGGACGAGAUGAAAUCCGCUUCUGUAGGCCUGUUUAUCGCCGUCUGUUUUCCCUUUCAUGCCCCCCGUAGAUCACACAUGCACUUGGUCCAAUGUAUAUACACUUUUCAGAAGGGUGGGUGCUUGAGGCCAACCCCGGAAGCACUGCGGUGUUCUUCAGAUGUGCGGCAAUCAAAUCGCUCCUUGUGCCUGUUCAAUCCUGCUGGGCAUGUCUUUUAUCACAUGCUCCAAUUUAAUCGAUGUCAUUGGAUUCUUUUUCGUUUCAUUUCCUUGUCAUAUCAGAGGUCCAUCUCUUGUGAUGGCAAAACCUCUUCAUCAGUGACUGACUCGCAAUGACACCCUGAUCUUCAACAUCAUCUCAAUUCUGUGCGUUUGAUUUUUUCUCUCCACUCCAGGCUGCACAUCUGGCCGCACUAAUUACUCUGGCACAAAGUAACAUGCUGAUCGUGGUGUGCUAGGUCCUGCUAUGCAUGGGCAUACAAUCAGUCUGCUCCAGCGGACGGUAUACACAUGGUGUUGUGCUGUUCGCAGCUCUCUGGACACAAAAGAAGUUCGUGUAGUGUAAUUGAUCAUCAGCUUUCACCUCGCAAAUGCAAUCAUUUUUCUACCUGCCUUUCAGUUCCUUCUCUCCUGUGUGUCUUUGGUCUGUGUUUGGCAGAAGUAUAGAGUGUAUAGACUCUUUGUAGUAUACGUCCACUGUGCCCGAUGAGCCGGGCCAACGAAGCGGCUGGAGGGAGGAGAGUUCCAGCAGUUUUGAGCACGGUCGUUCAUUAGAAAGGCUGUUUUUUCAAAACCCUUAUUACAUGCAGGCUAAAUUGCUAAUGUAAUAUAUAACGCAAGAGGGAGGAAGCUUGCCAUCCACACCCCUUGGCUGGGUCAGAAUGCUCUUACCAGAAGGGAAAUGAAGAGGCAGCUCGCACAUGGGGACUCCCACACAGGACAGGAUAUGGAGAGGCAUGGAAAACAGCCAACUUGCAAGAUGGAAGGGGAACAGAAUCGUGCGAAAAAGCCAAGUGCAUAUGUGUUGCCUCCUUGAUGGGAAGAGAGAUACUUCUCUGGUUUUCUGAGAAAGGGGGAAAAUGGUGAGUAUGACACGAUGGACUGACUGGAAAUGGUACUUUGUGCAAAGUCAGAGCAGGCAGGCUUUUAGUUUGCAAGGGCCCAGCUCUUGCCCAGGUGCACUCACUAUAGCGUAGUGGUCGCUUGUAGGCGUGUAAGGCCGACCACUUGUGAAAGAGGCAAAGAUUGCGGAUGUGGUUGGAGGUGAGUGUCUGGUGGUUUGCGGCAAGGUCCCGAAGUUGUCAGCUGUGUGGGAAGCGUGGGAAGCACGGGAAGCGGUAUGGGUGGGCCCAGGAUAGUUGAGCAUGGGUUUCCAGGUGAUCAGGAUUAUCACCUGGCACGGAAGGCAGAUGUAGUUAAGAGUCUAGGACAAGC
Chara braunii is the source of this 8412-nucleotide messenger RNA. The record is from the annotation of a GenBank genome assembly. Lineage: Eukaryota; Viridiplantae; Streptophyta; Charophyceae; Charales; Characeae.